AUGGCUCCAAAACGAAAGCGAGACAUUCUUCAGGACUUCGACCCUAACAAAUCGGACUCUGGGGAUGAGAAUUUCGAGCCUGAGGCGGAUCGUCCGCCGCGUUCGCGGAAGAAGUCGCGCCCCGCUAAGAGCAGCAAGCCUUCGGCCCGCCGACACCACAAAUAUAGAGGAUCUGAUAUCGAGGUGGACGAGGAUGAUAUCUCGGAUAGUGGUCAGGGAGAAUCAUUCCACGAAGAUGAUAGUGAAGACGAGGACGAAGAACUCCCCAUCAACCAGGCCACAGGUCGUCGGGUGAGAAAGGCUGCCGCGCGUCGGGCUACCUACAAGGAAAGCUCCGAAGAUGAAGACGCCGACUUGGGUGAAGCCUCGGAUGACAAGGAUGAGCUAGUUGAUAAUACGCCGCAGCAACCACCGCGCCAAAGCAAAAUCAUCAAGCUGAAGAUUCCACCAGCCUCGCUGCGCAAGACGCGAACAGGAUCCAUCGCAAAUGCUCAUAUCGGAACCAGAAGAUCCACCCGCGCCCGUACAGCCGACGCAGAAGAGGACGAGGACGUUGAGCUAGUGGAGCUCUCGAAUUCUGGAAGGCACGCAAAGCCUGCUCAGAGCUCCAAAAGCAAAAGCCCAGAAACUUCGUCUCGAGGUAGGGCGAGCCGGGCCGGCAAAGGUCCCAAUAAAUCACCUCCCCCGCCCAUCGAGGAGGAAGACGAGUCUCCGGGUAAAAAGGGCGACCAAGACCUUGGCGAGCAGGAUAUAAUGGAUAUCGAAAACCCUCAAGACCCUGUUGACGAAGCGAGUAAGGAUGCCGCCGGUGGUAAUGCCGGCGAAGAUGAGCCAAUGGAUACAGUUGAGACCGACGAAGAUGGCGAUGAUGAUGAGGAUGAUGUGCCCAUCACUCGCCGAACACGCGGAAGGGCUGCGGCGGUCGACCAUGACGCUGAUUUGCAUGCCGAUGCUGAUGCCGAUGCAGACGGCGAUGCUGUUGCCGAUGAUGCCAUCUCCGGGAACAAGACUGCUGGUGCCCGUCGCCGGCUUACGCGCAAGUCUCGACUCAACAAAUCGCUUCAAGAACCUAGCAGUGACUUCGAGCCUGGAAAUGAGUCUGAGGACGAGAACGAGUCUGUUUCAGGCGAUAAUCGAGACGAGGCCGCUGGCGAUGACGAAGACUACUCUAGCCCAAGCGGUCGCGGUCGUGGCAGGAAGUCAUCCAGAGGAAAGGGCAAAAGAUCCGCAAGAAGAUCUCGGCAUCAUUCAGAAUCCGGAGACGAGCCGCCCGACCCGGAAGAAGUGGGCGAUGAGCUUGAAGAUCUUAGACCGUCGCGGCAGCCACGUCGCCGUGCCUCCACGCCUCCGGUCUUGUUCGAAGAGACGCGAAAGCGGAGAGUAGUCAAGAAGGUUGAUUACACCAUUCCUCAGAUCAACGGAGGCCCUUACGAGGUCGAAGAUGAUGAAGCUCCUCAAGCGUCGACUCCAGCUCGCCGCCGUGGACGUGCAGCUGCGACCGCUUACUCGAGUCGCACUCUCCACACCGCAGCUGGUCCAUUCGGUGGCAUCUCUGGUGAUGGAGCCCUUUUCACCGGCCCCUGGGGCAACGGCUCUGCUGCUGCUGCCGCCGGUAAUGCAGACUCCGACGACAGCGAUGACGAACUGGGUGCACGGUCAGGCGCUGCCGGUACCUCGACAGGGGCUACCCACGGGCUGCUAGGAGCCGCCGCUCAACACGCCGCUGCCGAUGGGUUUGGCAGGGGACUUGCUGGCGCGGCACCCAACGUGGGCAAGAUGAAAGACCAUAAGGCUCUUGCCGAUGCGGAUCCUCUGGGUGUUGACCUGAGUGUCGACUUCAGCCAGGUUGGAGGUAUGGCGGAACAUAUCGACCAGCUCAAGGAGAUGGUCCAGUUGCCCCUCUUAUAUCCCGAACUGUUCGCCAGGUUCCACGUGACCCCACCCAGAGGCGUCCUGUUCCACGGCCCCCCUGGAACAGGAAAAACACUCCUUGCUCGCGCUCUCGCAAACUCCGUUGGAAUUGGGGGUAGGAAGAUAACAUUCUACAUGCGCAAGGGUGCCGAUGCCCUCAGCAAAUGGGUGGGCGAGGCUGAGAAGCAACUUCGUCUGCUUUUCGAGGAAGCCAGAAGAACUCAGCCAAGUAUCAUCUUCUUCGAUGAGAUUGACGGUCUCGCACCUGUUCGGUCCAGUAAGCAGGAACAGAUCCAUGCAUCCAUCGUUUCGACCUUGCUAGCCCUGAUGGACGGGAUGGAUGGACGCGGCCAAGUCAUCGUCAUCGGUGCUACAAAUCGGCCAGAUAACAUUGAUCCAGCUCUUCGUCGCCCUGGACGUUUCGACCGGGAAUUCUACUUUCCGCUUCCCGAUGUUGACGCCCGCAAAUCAAUCAUCGACAUCCAUACUAAGGACUGGGGUCUCUCUGACGAAUUCAAGAAAGCACUCGCCAAGGACGCCAAGGGCUUUGGCGGUGCUGAUCUCCGUGCCAUGUGCACCGAGGCAGCCAUCAACUCAAUCCAGAGAACUUAUCCACAGAUCUACUCCUCCAAGGACAAACUCGUUGUAGAUCCCGAAAAGGUCACAGUACAAAUGACUGACUUUAUCCUGUCAAGAAAGAAGAUCAUCCCAUCGUCUGAGCGAUCUUCGACAUCGGGGGCGUCACCGCUUCCCAAGUCCAUUGAACCGCUUCUGAGGGCUCAGUUCAAACAUUUCACGACGCUUUUGGACAACGCGUUACCGCGAAAGAAGACUGCGACUGCGCUAGAGGAGGCCAUGUAUGAGCCUUACCAAGAUCAAGACUACGGCUUUGAGCGAGAAGCGCUUCGCCAGGAAUUUGAAGCCUCCCGCGUCUUUCGGCCACGACUACUUAUCUGUGGUUUACCCGGCAUGGGUCACGCGUAUAUCAUUGCUGGUAUCCUGCACUACCUGGAAGGAGUCCACGUUCAGAACUUCGAUCUGCCCACCGUCCUUGGUGAUGUGCGGCCUGCCGAACAAGUCUUGGUAGGACUCUUCACUGAAGUCAAGCGCCAAAUGCCCAGUGUCAUAUUCAUUCCCAAUGUUGAUACUUGGUAUCAGACAUUAAAUGGGCCGGCAAUGACUGCGUUCCUGGGAAUGUUGAGGUCAAUUCGAUCAACCGAGCCCAUUAUGGUGCUAGGCACAGCAGAGGUUGAGUCCAAAAGCAUUGAUCCAGACUUGGCACGCGAUCUCUUCGGCUAUUCCAGUAAGAAUACUGCCGAGAUUGAUCGUCCAGCGAACCGUGAAGAGUACUUUUCGAGAGUAAUCUCGCACAUCAGAAGAUUCCCCAAAGACUUUCCUGAUCCUGCGGAGCGGAAGAAGAGAGUCUUGGAGGUGCUCCCUGUUGCUCCGCCUCCUGCACCGAAGGUACUGACGAAGGAGGAAAUAAACGCGGAGAGAAUCCGGUAUCGGCAACUCUUGAACCUUAUGAAGGUGCAUUUGCAGCCCAUUAUGGAUCAGAUCUCCAAAAAGUACCAGAAGUUUCGGCAGCCUGUCAUCCCCGAGUCUCAAUACCAGUAUUUGCUAGACGAAGCAGAGCCCAACUUCGUCAGACCAGACGUGGCAGAUGCCCCACAGCGUCCAUUUGAGAUCGCCAAGGACGACGAGGGUACCUACGGUAUUCGUUCCUCAGAGACGGGCAAGUUCUUCUAUAAUCUAGAAGUGGGCACGAUGGAGACAAGACUUGCCAACGGUUAUUACACUCGACCGUUCGAAUUCCUCAAGGACGUUCGGGCUCUAGAGAAGGAUGCCGGAAACAUUGGCGACCGGGCCCGUUGGCUCAAGGCCAGUGAACUUUUGGCUAAUGUCGAAGUUGAUGUUACGGACAUCGACGAAAAGUUCAGAGCGAUGGAUAUCGACUGGGAGCGGCUCUAUCAGGUUGACCAGGCGCGUAAGGCUCAGAAAACAGAGCGCGCUCGCAAAAGGAAGGCGAUGCAGUCAGUCGUGGUCCAGUCUGACACUGGCAACGGUGAAGGCCCCUCGCAGAAAGGUCUGCACACGACAACCGCCCAGUUCCAGGUCAUUGGAGACCUCGCGAACGGCACAGGAGCGGACUCGUCAGCACAUGCCGACACCAAUGGGACAUCUGUCCCAUCUCGAGCCCCGGGUGAGGAUUAUCCAAUGACUGAUGUUGAUAAGUCACCAAUGCAGCCACCUUCGCAAUGGCCCCCCAUGCAGCCACGGUCUCUAGACACGUCCACUAGAGCCACCACUGGCGGCUCGAUCCCGAUAUCGCAGGUAUCGGCUGUGCAACCACUCCCGCUAGGGGUGUCUCCAUCGGCAUUGCUAAACGACGCAUCAACCACCAAGACCUCAGAUCCUUCCAAUCGCUCCUCCAACUUUAGCACGCAGGCCACCAACGGUGUCCACCAUGAUCAGUCCAGCCCCGUUGAGAACAUUCCCGAUACCCAGCCGAUUCCUGGUGCCAGUCAAACGACGUCGAGCGACGAGCAGUGGCCUCACUCUCAGGCCCAUGGCAUCAUGCGGGGAUAUAUACAACAGCCUGGGCUUUCACAUAGCUCGCACAGUCAGGCUUCCCCAGCUGGUGCCAGAUCGUCACAUGCACCUAGCAUGGCGAACUUGCUGAAUGACCCGACCCCAGACGAGCAGUCGCAGUCCCAGCGCCUUUCGCAGCAGGUCGAGCUGGAUGACACUUCGGCCGACUUGCUUUUGGAUGCGCUCACCAAGCGUACCUCCGGCUGCACGAUUGAGCAGCUUGAGCAGAUCAACCGCGAGUUGAUGUCGGAGAUCUGGCGAAGUAGAGGAGAGCAUAACAGGAUGAAGGUGCUCUCUUCUGUAACUCGCGUCUUCAACGAGGUUAUCGAAGACAUCCAGCUGGUGCAACGGGUUUUACAGCAGAGCCAGUAA
Anthostomella pinea is the source of this 4875-nucleotide messenger RNA. Lineage: Eukaryota; Fungi; Ascomycota; Sordariomycetes; Xylariales; Xylariaceae. The record is from the annotation of a GenBank genome assembly.